AUGUCGUACUCAUCUCAGCGCCGAGCAGAGAAGAGAGUACGUAGGUGUCAUCUUGGCAUUGAAGUCGCUGGAGCUUACAAGCAACUUACAAUUUUCCAAUGAACUUCGGUAUCAGAGCUCAAACAAGAAAUAGUUCGAUUAUUCGGAGUUCCUGCACAACAGCAGCGUUUGUUUCAUGGGCACAUUGAGCUGUCAAAUUCAAGACUUUUGGAAGAUUAUCAUAUUUUUGACGAGCAGCACAACAAUCGAGUCAUCGUUGUCGAGUUCAAACAAUUCGCUGGGUCAUUCAUCAGGAAAUGCCCAGGCCUGAUCGUCACUAAUUCCUUAUCUCAGCUCAUCGAAGACGUAAACAGAGGCUUAGCACUUGGCUUGGCUCCAAAUCUGACUAUGGACGGAACUGGUGGGACUUAUUUUUUACGAAAUACAUAUAGGGAUAUUCGCGCUAUUUUUAAACCUUUAGACGAAGAAGCUUUUGCCCCAAAUAACCCUCGUGGACACUCAGGGAAGAUGGGAAAUCCAGGAUUUCGAACUGGCGUCCUCUCUGGAGAAGGCGGAUAUAGAGAGGUAGCUGCGUAUCUUUUGGAUUUUGAAGGCUUUUCAGGGGUCCCUGCAACUACACUUGUUGAAGCUCAACAUGACAGUUUUUGCUACACCCCAAAUAGCCAUCAUUUUCCUAAAAAAGGCUCCUUGCAGGAGUUUAUCAAAAGUAAAGGCUGCGUCGAAGAUUUUUCGCACUCUAUGUUUUCUAAAGAAGAAGUCCAAAAAAUCGCAAUUUUAGAUAUAAGGAUCCUGAAUAUGGACAGAAAUGAGGCAAACAUUUUAUUCUUUUAAAACAAAAUGUGGAUAUUUUAUUAUUAAAAACAAUAGUUUUUGGUUUCAUAUGAAAAAGGAUGGUAAAAGACAAUGAUUAUCAUUUAAUUCCUAUAGACCACGGCCUUUCCAUUCCUGACACUUUAGAUAUUUCUGAAUACGACCUCUGCUGGAUGUCAUGGAUGCAGGCUAAAAACCCGAUCACUCCUAAAUGUAUGGAUUACAUACAAAGUAUUGACCCUUUCUACGAUAUCAGCAUGCUCAAAGAUACUAUGCCCUUCAGAGACAUUUGUUUAAGAAACAUGAGGAUUUCUUCUACUUUGCUUAAAAAAGGUGCACAUGCAGGGCUGUCUCUCUACAACAUCGGCUCCAUGCUAUAUCGCAAUGGAUACGACGACACUCCUUCUAUUAUAGAAAAAGUCUUAGAAAAAGCUUUCCAAGUCUAUAAGACAAUGAACAACUCAUUAUCAAGCCGUCUCUUUUUAGAGCACACCUUAUCCCCUAGAACUACCCCACGGAAACUUCCAGGACGCCAACGUGCGUUUUCCUCAUGUGAAUGCCUUUUAGAGUCCUCCCAGCUCUCUCCUACUUCCCAAUACUCCCCCCAAAAUACUGAGACUGAUGCCUCGGAUACUCAAUAUGACGUCGUCUUAACGAUUUCUGAGAUGUCUUCAUCAGAAGAAGAAGACAGUGAUGAAGACCUUAACCUUUCUUUUAAAGAUUCAAACGGUAGAAGCCUUUCUUUGCCUUUUAUCACGAAAAUCAAGCCGAAGAAGACUGAAGAAAAGCCUAAAGAAAUAGAGUCAGAAGCUUUCAACCAAAAACUGUUCUAUUAUAUUGAAGCAUUUAUGGACCAAGCGAUCCAAAAGAAGAUUAAGGAAAUUAGACAGUGUGAGACUCCUGAAGGAAGACAUCGAUCAAGCAGUUAUGCGGUUGAAUAA
Messenger RNA from Blepharisma stoltei, 1751 nucleotides. NCBI's taxonomy places the organism in Eukaryota, Ciliophora, Heterotrichea, Heterotrichida, Blepharismidae. The record is from the annotation of a GenBank genome assembly.